Messenger RNA from Psammomys obesus (fat sand rat), 4563 nucleotides. RefSeq names its product contactin 3 (gene Cntn3). Gene Ontology annotation, molecular function: cell-cell adhesion mediator activity. The coding region runs from base 113 to 3361 and encodes 1082 amino acids. Gene Ontology annotation, biological process: cell-cell adhesion; brain development. The transcript is spliced from 24 exons. NCBI's taxonomy places the organism in Eukaryota, Metazoa, Chordata, Mammalia, Rodentia, Muridae. The record is from RefSeq and is a predicted model, not a curated record.
GGGGCGGGCGCCUUGCAAGCUGGUGCAUCUAGAUUAAAGGAUUUACUCGAAGACAAAGCAUUCUAUUCAUCAGAGACUAGACAAGAGUUACUCUUGCUUUUGGCAAUUAAAGAUGAUGUUGUCAUGGAAACAGCUGAUCCUGUUUUUAUUCAUUGGCUGCCUGGCAGGUGAGCUUCUUUUGCAAGGCCCCGUGUUUAUCAAAGAGCCCAGCAACAGCGUUUUCCCAGUUGGUUCAGAAGAUAAAAAAAUAACUUUAAAUUGUGAAGCAAGAGGCAACCCUUCACCUCAUUACAGAUGGCAGCUGAAUGGCAGUGAUAUCGAUACAAGUCUGGACCAUCGUUACAAAUUGAAUGGAGGAAAUCUUGUAGUUAUUAACCCCAACAGAAACUGGGAUACAGGAAGUUACCAGUGUUUUGCAACAAAUUCUCUUGGAACUAUAGUGAGCAGAGAAGCCAAACUCCAAUUUGCCUCUUUCCUGUUGGCUGCUGUGCCUCCACCUCUGCCACUGCUUCGGACCUUUAUGGGGAAGCGCCUGGGAAUCCAUUCCCCAGAAGCCCAUGGAGAUGUUCGCAGUUCACCUGUGUCCUGUUGGACUCAGAUCAGGGUUUGUCCCCCUUCUCCCCAGACUCUUCAUCUUGAAAAUUUUAAGACAAGAAUGAGAAGCACAGUGUCAGUCCGUGAAGGCCAGGGGGUGGUACUUCUCUGCGGACCGCCACCACACUCGGGCGAACUAUCAUAUGCUUGGGUCUUCAAUGAGUAUCCAUCAUUUGUUGAAGAAGACAGUCGAAGAUUUGUCUCUCAAGAGACAGGGCACCUCUACAUAGCUAAGGUGGAGCCAUCUGAUGUGGGAAAUUACACAUGUGUGGUGACGAGCACUGUGACAAAUGCCAGAGUACUGGGUUCUGCGACCCCUUUGGUGCUACGCUCUGAUGGUGUCAUGGGUGAAUAUGAACCCAAAAUAGAAGUCCAGUUUCCAGAAACUCUUCCAGCAGCCAAAGGUUCAACUGUGAAGUUAGAAUGCUUCGCCCUUGGAAACCCUGUUCCUCAGAUUAAUUGGAGAAGAAGUGAUGGGAUGCCCUUUCCCAACAAAAUUAAAUUGAGGAAGUUCAAUGGUGUGCUUGAAAUCCCAAACUUCCAACAGGAAGAUACAGGCUCCUAUGAGUGCAUUGCUGAAAAUUCACGAGGAAGAAAUGUGGCAAGAGGCCGGCUCACUUACUAUGCAAAACCUCACUGGGUUCAACUGAUAAGAGAUGUGGAAAUAGCUGUGGAGGACAGUCUUUAUUGGGAAUGCCGGGCAAGUGGGAAGCCCAAGCCCUCCUACCGAUGGCUCAAAAAUGGAGACGCCUUAGUACUAGAGGAGAGAAUACAGAUUGAAAAUGGUGCCCUUACAAUAUCCAACCUCAACGUGACUGACUCUGGAAUGUUCCAGUGUAUAGCAGAGAACAAGCAUGGGCUCAUUUACUCCAGCGCUGAGCUCAAGGUCGUAGCUUCUGCUCCCGAUUUUUCAAGGAACCCUAUGAAAAAAUUGGUUCAGGUGCAGGUGGGCAGCCUGGUGAUCUUGGAUUGUAAACCCAGAGCCUCUCCAAGGGCACUUUCUUUCUGGAAGAAGGGAGACACCAUUGUGCGGGAGCAGGCGAGGAUUUCUCUUUUAAGUGAUGGAGGACUCAAAAUUAUGAAUGUGACUAAGGCUGAUGCUGGAACCUACACCUGCACAGCAGAAAACCAGUUUGGGAAAGCAAAUGGCACAACACAUUUGGUUGUGACAGAACCAACAAGAAUAAUUUUGGCACCUUCUAACAUGGAUGUUGCCGUCGGUGAGAGCGUCAUUUUACCCUGCCAGGUGCAACACGACCCGCUGUUGGACAUUAUGUUUGCCUGGUAUUUCAAUGGAGCCCUUACGGACUUUAAGAAAGAUGGAUCCCACUUUGAGAAAGUUGGUGGAAGUUCGUCAGGCGAUUUAAUGAUCAGAAACAUUCAACUGAAGCACAGUGGGAAGUAUGUGUGUAUGGUGCAGACUGGGGUGGACAGCGUUUCAUCUGCAGCUGAGCUCAUAGUGAGAGGUUCACCUGGACCACCAGAAAACGUGAAGGUAGACGAAAUUACAGAUACAACAGCCCAGCUGUCUUGGACAGAAGGCACAGACAGCCACAGCCCAGUUAUAUCCUAUGCAGUCCAAGCUAGGACACCUUUCUCCGUGGGCUGGCAAACUGUCACGACAGUACCUGAGGUCAUUGAUGGCAAGACACAUACAGCUACUGUCGUGGAGUUAAACCCAUGGGUGGAAUAUGAAUUUCGGGUUGUAGCCAGUAACAAAAUCGGAGGUGGAGAACCCAGUUUACCCUCAGAAAAAGUAAGGACUGAAGAGGCAGCUCCAGAAGUGGCACCUUCUGAGGUCAGUGGAGGAGGUGGAAGCCGAUCCGAACUAGUGAUAACCUGGGAUCCAGUUCCUGAAGAACUACAGAAUGGUGGAGGUUUUGGAUACGUGGUUGCUUUCCGCCCACUUGGGGUUACCACCUGGAUCCAGACAGUGGUGACAUCCCCAGAUAACCCGAGAUACGUCUUUAGGAAUGAAAGCAUCAUGCCUUUUUCACCAUAUGAAGUUAAAGUGGGUGUUUACAACAACAAAGGUGAAGGGCCCUUUAGCCCAGUGACAACAGUGUUCUCUGCAGAGGAAGAGCCUACAGUAGCCCCAUCCCACAUCUCUGCCCAUAGCCUGUCUUCUUCAGAAAUCGAGGUUUCAUGGAAUACAAUUCCCUGGAAGUUGAGCAAUGGACAUUUGCUUGGCUAUGAGGUGCGGUACUGGAACAAUGGAGGAGAAGAAGAAUCAUCCAGCAAAGUGAAAGUGGCAGGAAAUCAGACAUCAGCUAUGCUCCGAGGCCUGAAGAGCAACCUGGCAUAUUACACAGCUGUCCGGGCUUACAACAGUGCAGGCGCUGGCCCCUUCAGCGCCACAGUUAACGCAACCACCAAGAAAACUCCUCCUAGUCAGCCACCAGGAAAUGUUGUUUGGAAUGCCACAGACACGAAAGUGUUGUUGAAUUGGGAGCAAGUGAAAGCGAUGGAGAAUGAGUCAGAAGUAAUAGGCUACAAGGUUUUCUAUAGGACUAGCAGUCAGAAUACUGUGCAAGUGCUGAACACAAAUAAAACUUCAGCUGAACUUUUGCUGCCUAUCAAAGAGGACUACAUUAUCGAAGUCAAGGCCACCACAGAUGGAGGGGAUGGUACCAGUAGUGAGCAGAUCAGGAUCCCAAGAAUAACGAGUAUGGAUGCAAGAGGAUCCACAUCAGCCAUUUCUAACAUCCACCCUGUGUCAGGUUAUAUUCCCGUCCUACUGUUCUUUAUUGUAAAUGCUUUGUGGUGAUAGGCCCUUGUUAUUGUUUACUGGAAAGUUAAUUGGUUACAUACAAAAAAAAAAGUGCUUUCUGAAUCAGUGAUUAUGCAUGUUUUUUUUCAGGUAUGUGUUUUUAAAUUUCUACUCCAUUAUAGGUAAAAUAUGAAUAUAAUAAAAGCAGUAAAUCCUUUAAGAGGAAUCUGAAAUGCCUUAAUAUUUGCUUGGUAAACCAAAGGAACUUACAAAUUAUAUACUGCAAACUUUUGAUAGAAAUAUUCUUAUGUUAUGGGUUUAAUCACUGCCUAUGUGUGAGGCACAUACAAACACCGGAUACACAAAAACACAGUUACACACAUGACAUGUACAAACACAUAGUACACACACAGUACACACAACACACAAUCUACCAACAGAGCACGAGACACACACACACACACACACACACACCAUUUUUCUAUCCUGCAAACUCGUUUAUUCCAAAUAUUUUUUUCUCAUUAUUACAACAGCACCUAUCAUGUUAGGCUUACUAAUUUUAGCAUGGAUCCAAUUUUAAUCCCUCAGGGUAAAAAUGCUCUUAGACAGUUAUGCUGGAAGGGAGUGGCCUGCCCUGUGAUCCCAUAGAGUAUUAGUAGAAAGUACUGCUCUGAGCUUGGCGAGGUGACAUCUGUCUCACUGUGCUCCUCUGUGGAGGCGAGAUUCCUUUAGUCACUGGUCCUCUCAUUUUUCAAUUCCUCAUACUGUAAAACAAGAUGACAAUAUUUCUCCUAUCUGCCUUUGCUGAAAGGAGUCAUUGUUACAAAACAAAGACGGGACUAUGAAAAGUAUGGCUUCCCCCACGUGCAGUGUCCCUGUGCCAAAUCUUACAUGAACUCCCUAACAUGACACAGCAAACCUGGCAUUUCUGACUUGCUGCUGUUCCAUGUUCUCGGUAGGAUGAUCUGUCUUGUUCGAAGAUGGGAAUUGAAUCUGAGUGUAUAUUGUAACACCUUUUCUUUUUGUUCAUAUUUACAAAGAAAGAGAUGGAACAUGAAAAUGAGCACCUUUUACCCUUCCUCAGAAAUUAGAGUGAAAUCAAUUAGAACUCACUCAUUCCUUUCCCAUGUAAAAAUAUGUUUUCAGGCUCUGUCAAAACCCAGUAGAGAAAAUAAGGAACAACUGUAUGUUAACCCAAAUGUGAAACAAAAUGCACAUAAUUCUUCACUUCCAGUUUCUGAUUCCAUUAAGGGGUCCUC